AUGACACGCUUCUGUGACAUAAACCUCGAUGAUUACUGCUUGUCUUCUGUUUCUGGAUUUCUACCCGAUCGUCCCCCUGUGGAAAGACUUCCAAAUCCAUACUAUGACCAUUGGGAAGAUAUUAGUUGUGAUCUACCGCAGCUUAUCGCAAGCGAUAGAUUAAAGGAUAAACUGGAGAGCUUGCCAGUCUUGUCAACAGCAAUGCUUGACACUGAAGAAGAAUGGCGUAGAGCAUAUGUUGUGCUCUCUUUCUUAUCCCAAGGUUAUAUCUGGAGUGGCAACCAACCUAGAAGGAAUCUCCCGAUAGCAAUCGCCGCCCCGCUCAGAAAGGUGUCCGAAUAUCUCACCAUCAAGCCAUGCGGGACAUUUGCCGCAUACUGUCUCUGGAACAUAGCCUUCAGCCCAACGUUUGGAAAUCAACGAAUAAACCCACAGGAUUUCGUCUCACUCUGCACAUUCACCGGCUCCAAGGAGGAGGAAUGGUUCUACGUCAUUUCUGUUGCUAUAGAGGCACAAGGUGGAAGGCUCAUUCCCCAGAUACUCGACGUCAUUGACGCAGUGAACGAAAAUGAUACUUCACGCGUGCGAACUUUCCUGGAGGCGUUUGUCACGUGCAUUGACGGUAUCAUCAUGACUUUGGAUCGUCUGGACGAGAAUCUUUCUCAGGAAUUCUUCUAUCACAGAUUGCGUCCCUACUUGCGAGGGAGUAAGAACAUGGCCGAGGCGGGACUACCGGAUGGAAUAUUUUACCCUCAAUGUCAAUGCGAAGGGGGAGAGGGGCAGUGGUUAGCAUACAGCGGCGGAAGUAAUGCGCAGAGCUCGUUUAUCCAGUUAAUGGAUAUUAUUCUGGGAGUUGACCAGGACGUGGACUUCAUCAAGGAUAUGAGAAAUUACAUGCCUGGCCCACACCGGGAGUUUCUGGAGCUCAUGACAAGUGCGUCGAACCUGCGACCGUACGUACUGAGCCUGGGAAAUGAUUCGGAUGUCCGACAGCUGUAUGAUGAAGCAGUUUUACGGCUUACAGCAUUACGAGACUGCCAUCUCCGCGUGGUAGCGAGAACGUGGAAGGGGUACUGGUGGGACGGAUAUAAUGAAGUUCUUACGAACGACCCGGGACACUACGAAGUCAGCUUGCUGUGA
Molecule: messenger RNA, 1140 nt
Organism: Penicillium robsamsonii
Lineage: Eukaryota; Fungi; Ascomycota; Eurotiomycetes; Eurotiales; Aspergillaceae
Product: indoleamine 2,3-dioxygenase
Exons: 4
Coding region: 1-1140 (379 amino acids)
Biological process (GO): 'de novo' NAD+ biosynthetic process from L-tryptophan
Cellular component (GO): cytoplasm
Molecular function (GO): metal ion binding; heme binding; indoleamine 2,3-dioxygenase activity
Source: RefSeq, a predicted model, not a curated record